Messenger RNA from Neodiprion virginianus, 4378 nucleotides. RefSeq lists its product as uncharacterized. The transcript has 3 exons. Bases 1101 to 2111 code for a protein of 336 amino acids. The record is from RefSeq and is a predicted model, not a curated record. NCBI's taxonomy places the organism in Eukaryota, Metazoa, Arthropoda, Insecta, Hymenoptera, Diprionidae.
AGUAAACACGCGUCCGCAGAGCGAAACCCGACGAGACUUUACGAAGGCGAACGAAUUUCCCGUGAUAUUCACCACCAUUCACCGGGAGCGGUAUCAUGAGAGAUGUGUGUGUGUGUGAACCCCGGUAGCGAUAGUCUAGGCGGUGUGUCAUUGCCUGUCGGUGUGCCGCGAUAGUAACAGCUGAGAAAAAAUAAGUAAAAACAAUAACAACGGUAACGAGAAAAGUAAGGAAGAAAGUAAAGGGACUUGUUCCCGGUUUUCUGCAGGGAGCAAAGUGCUCAGAGUAUUGAAAAAUAGUCAAUGUGCAGCUUGUUUUUCGACAUUGUACGCCGUAAUCGAGUGGAAAAAUAAGCCGAUCCCGUGAUUCCGGCUUUUCGCUAAGGCGAGUUGUCGGGGCGAAGUUUUAAAAAUACCGGGGUGGUAAGACGCCAAGGAUUUGUUGUUGAUUCAACGGGGCAAGGAUUUUGAUGAGGAAUAAUACCUGCGGUACGCGAAAAGUUGUAAAAUAAGUCGGUGACAUUUCGAGAUAUCUUGUAUUAUAUAAGAUAUCAACCCUUGAAUUAUAUAUCAGGUCGUUGAGUGAACUUAUCGUCGGUAACGUUAAUGAUCGCGGGUCGCAUGAAACAAAAAAAGAGACCGAUGAAUCGGUACUUAUAAAUAGCGGUAUAUCGACGAUCCGUAAGAAACAGCUGACGGGAUUAAAGAGGUAUGGAAAAAAAGGUCUGAGAAGUGGGUGUAAUGAUGCACGAAUAAUAUCAAAAAUUGAGCGCUUCUUCUUUGAGAAACCGGUACCGGAUAUUAUAAAAACAAACGUGUCAAGGUGUUUAAAGAGAGAAAAAAUCGAAAUGAAUAUAAAAGGCGUAAUGAGCGCUUGAGUGACAAUCGAAGAGGAAAAAACACCGUAGUUUUAUCCUGUAUUGAAAAAAUUUCCAAAUGAACAAGAAUAUUGCUAAGAAAAAAUCAUCAUCGUGCUCUUAACCGUGCUGAUAAAAUAUCGAGGGUAACGAGAAAGAAAUAAGGAAUAACUGGGCAGCCGACAAAGCCAGGAGGCGGAGCGAAUAAUUAUUUGGCAAAUAAGUUUGUAAUUAAAGAGAAUCCGAAUGUCCGAGGCGGAAGCCAAGCCAGCGUCGCCUGCGCCAACUCCGGGCAACAACCCGGCAGCCAGCAUCGUCCUGCAGACGCCGGUCCUCCAGGUAGCCUGCAGGAUGCUGCGAUCCCCGAGCCACGAGAGCGUAACGACGGAUAUUUCGCUAUUCAGCGUCUCUUCGUCGGCCAGCGAGGCCCGUGGCAAUCGGCUCGCACCUUUCAAAUCGUACAGCGACGCUCACCUGGCCAGCAGAGGCCCGUCGCCCAAUCCCGAUAAUCGCCAGAUCCAAGCCAACAGGCAGGCCGACAUACCGGAAAUCCUCUGGUUCGAGGAAGAAACGGAGCUGAUCCGAAGCUGCGGAGCACUCUCCUCGGCACUUGGGUUACAGAAGAGCUUCAGCACCAGUGACGUCUUCCAGUUGCCGAGUCCGGACGCGGGAUGCUCGCGAAAGCUUCGUUCCGCCGUCUCCGCCCUCGCCUUGGACACCGCUCACAGGGACGGGCUUCUCCUCGAGCAGGCGAGGCUCGACCACGCUUCGAGGUCCUGCAGUACUUGGGUCGCCGUCGGCGACGUUGGGACCACGUCUCAGCUGCCAAGUCCUCACGGUGGGACCGUCCAGCCGGCGCCACCCGCCCCGAAUCACCAUACGAACUCCAUGCCGUUCACGGCUGCCGACCUCGUCAGGUCCGUCAACAAGAAGGUCCGCCAGAAUUACAUUCGUCGAAGGUUGCUGACGACGUACAGAGCGAUGGAACGCCUUUCGCAGAGUGAGUUCAAUCUGGACAGAUUGGAGGCGGCGGCAUCGGCGGCGCAGUCGAGUCCAGGAGCGACGCUGUCGGUUCCGGGUACUUCGCUGACUUCCGGUUCGGUGCUCGCAACCUCUCGGAAGGGGAAAAACCUCCCGUUGACCGUAAGCGACGUGGAGAGGGAACGCGGCAAACAGUUGUCCAAGUACGAGAGGAACAUGAUGAUAUUCAACUGGCUCCACACCCUCGACGACACGGCUAUAGACAGUUUGGAGUAAUUUCAACGAUAUAUAUAUAUAUACCUCCGAUACGCCGAUGAUGCAAUUGCAUUCGUGCGUGAACCAUGCGAUGCUUUCGUCUCGUGGGCGGGUGUGUGUACGUGUGUGUAGGUGGGUGGACGGUUGAGGGGGGAUGAUUUCCAUUAUCGAAAACCGAUAUUUCAUUUUCUACUUCGCAAUGGUUACUUUCCACUCUGUACGUUACGUGUUAUCCGUACCUAGAUUGCAAAUUAACUGCAUGGGUUUGAUGGUUUAUUCGAUUUAUAGAUUGCACUUGUCUACCUGCAGUCAAGUUUUGUAAUGACGCGUGUUCCACGGUGCGGAAGGACAACAUUGUGCAAAAAAUUGGAUGGACGGAUGGCGCAUAAAAAACUGAAUAGGUAUAUGUAUAGGUAACGCUUCCGACGGAGGCGUGAUGGAUUCUCUGCAUCUAUUAAUCUGUAACACAAUUAAUUUCCCUUGCACUUUAUCGCUGAGAUGAUCAGUUAUAAAAUAAGCCUAAGGGUACGGAUAUAUGAGAUUCAUGUUGUUUUUUUUUUUGUGUGUGCGUGUAAAUAUCUAGGUAAUCGAUAAAUUAUAUGUGUAGUUACUAAACGUGUUCAAGGAUAUAUAAUAUAGAUUUUACAGCAAUUAUAAUAGCGAAUUGGGUACGUGUUUAAGAAUUGAUGACGAACAAGAGUUUUUUUUUUGUAGGCUGCAGUCACACAGUAUUUGCAAAAUAAUACCAGGAACAAAAUUUUGCGAUCAAUGAUCUCGUUCGAGAUUUGAAAAGGCUAGGUAACUGGAAAAUGUCUAAAUUAUCGGUCUAUUUUUUUAUUAGUUAUAUAUGCCUUAUCUAUUUUUCGGUGUGAUGAUAAUAAAAGUUUCGAGUACAAGUGGAAACCGAAAGAUCAAGAUUAUCGUAUUGUAUGAUGUAAUGACGCGGCAGAGAUGCCAGAAGAAUAUAGUGAGAAACAAAAAUUAAUUGUAAUAAUAUAUAUUUAUUACAUUACUUACGUGACAUUUUUCGCGGCCGCAUUUACCGUCCUUUACUCGCGUCCGUUAUAUUUCCACACUAACGUGAUACAAUUGUUGGAUAUACGUACCUUUCGAGAACCAUAUCACGAAUAUAUAAAUAUGAAAAUUCAUGGUUUGCGUCACAAAUUUUCUGAUACUUCCGAAUUUAAUUUUUUCGAAUCCGUUACACACAUGAUGUGGUAUUACACAUUGAUCGGAGUAUCGAGUGACAUGUACCCCCCUCCCCAGAAAAAAACACUUUGAAUGAAUAUUUUUAGAUUAAAUUAUAAGUGAUUGUAUCAUGAUUCGUAACCUAUAAUGUGCGUUCCUAUAUCAAAGCCUUAAGUGUUACACAACUGUAAAUAAUAAUAUUUUAAAAGUAAACGAAGAAAAGAAAAGUAGAAGAAACUCAACCGAUUUCCAUGAUACGUUUCAAUCAAUGUUAUACCGCAGAAACAGUGAAACCUAAUUUUUAGCAAGUCUUAACAAUGCCUUGCAAUUCUUAGUUGCUGAUUAGGCGAUAAUUUUGUAUUUGUAAACCGAAUCUACUUAUGAAAGUAUCUAAAAAAUGUUGUAACACCGAAUGGGCAUCUAUAAAUCAUACGGUAUACAACACUGCAACAAAUAUCGAUAUGGAUACUGAUUUUAUUAAGUAUAGAAUCUCGUGAAUGUGAAGAAAAAAGAGUGAGAACGUAUUGUUAUUGCACACAUCCUGUCGCUGAAUUUGUUUACAUUAUUAGUAAUGUUUAUAAGACGAGUUUACCCCUAAAAUGUCGCUAGAUAUAUAGCUCCGUUAUCCGUACAGGUACGUAAAUUAGAACGGAGGUCGGAUAGCGAAUAAUUUUCUGUAUUAUAUUUGGUACGUAUUUUAAUUACAUCAUUUACGCAAGCGUCAACCACUGCUGUGUCAGGAAUCAUUUAGUGACGACGCUUAACAUUAUCCUAAUAAUAAAAAUUACAGAAAAUAUUAUCUAUUAAUUUUAAUCAUUACCUGGGUAAAAACACAUACACCACCUUCUCCUCUUCAUACAAAUAACUCGCAACUAUAUGUUGUUGUUUUUCUAGUCCAACUGUAGGAAAAAAAAACUCGAUCGAACGUACAUACAUACGUCGUUAUUCAAGCAAUCGAGACUAAUUGCAAAUAAUUUCGUCCAGAAUCGUACCGUAGUAUCUACAUGGAAAAAUAAAUCAAGAAUAAAACCUAUCAUACUCUAGCGAAGCAAAAUUAUGAUCAGAUUACUAUUCACUGUUUCGUGUAGAGAAGGAUGUGA